CCGGCGACGUCAUCGCCGCGCGCGCCCCCCGAGGCGGGGAGGGGAGCAGGAUGCUGAGCCGCCUGCAGGAGCUCCGCAAGGAGGAGGAGACGCUGCUGCGGGUCAAGGAGGCGCUGCACGACCAGCUCACCCGCCUCAAGGUGGAAGAGUUGGCUCUUCGGUCCAUGAUUAACGCCCGGGAAGGGACCGUGUUCACACCCUCAGCUGCUGUGAUGGAGGAGCAUGUAAACAUGGACAACGAAGCCGCCAUUAAUCAGACUAAGCUGCAGCUGCAAGUACAUGCUAGCGAGGAAGAGGAGGAGGAGGAGGAAGAAUCGGAUUCCUAGGGUGCAAACGCUGCCGUCCGGCCAGUUUUCCGUCAUAGACUCAGAAGCCCCCCGGCUCGAUUAGACUUUGGUGCUACAGAGACUAAACUGCAAUCAGAGAUGCCGCCGAGCUUCCUACAAGCUUCCAAAGGUGGUAGUAAAUGGGGGGCGGGUGGGGGGGAGAGGCCUGGAAAAGGACAGUGUUGAAGCCUAACUAUGUAGCAUGAGUCGUUUUAUAGAGCAGACGUAUGUUUCAAAACAAGUAGCAAUUUGGGAAACGCACAGCUUUUGGAGCAAUAAUCUAUCCAUGAAACAUCUACUGCCUGGUGGAAACAGGCUGGAACGUUGCCAGUUCUGUGCCAGUGGUUUUACUGAACCUCCCAUGGAUAAGCUGCACAAAAGUAACGAAAAAUGUAGUUUACAGUUA
Messenger RNA from Candoia aspera, 732 nucleotides. RefSeq names its product small nuclear RNA activating complex polypeptide 5 (gene SNAPC5). The record is from RefSeq and is a predicted model, not a curated record. Bases 51 to 326 code for a protein of 91 amino acids. Lineage: Eukaryota; Metazoa; Chordata; Lepidosauria; Squamata; Candoiidae. Gene Ontology annotation, cellular component: nucleus. Gene Ontology annotation, biological process: transcription initiation at RNA polymerase III promoter; transcription by RNA polymerase II. The transcript has 3 exons.